Messenger RNA from Loxodonta africana (African savanna elephant), 15853 nucleotides. RefSeq names its product TIR domain containing adaptor molecule 2 (gene TICAM2). The record is from RefSeq and is a predicted model, not a curated record. Gene Ontology annotation, biological process: lipopolysaccharide-mediated signaling pathway; response to exogenous dsRNA; positive regulation of cytokine production involved in inflammatory response. Lineage: Eukaryota; Metazoa; Chordata; Mammalia; Proboscidea; Elephantidae. The transcript is spliced from 2 exons. Gene Ontology annotation, molecular function: protein kinase binding. The coding region runs from base 3018 to 3716 and encodes 232 amino acids.
GCCCGGCGCAACCUGCCCAGGGGAUGGACCCGGCGGCGCGGCAGCGGGACAGGGGCGCUCCUGUCUGAGAGGGUCCAGGGCAGGCCAGCUCCGUCAUUGUAGUCAGUUACUCGGAAGGGAAAAUCUACACAACUUUCUCAUUUUCUUGUUUCGUUUUGACUAGAAAACCUAUUUUGUUAAAGAAACCUCAGAACCACAAGCAAAUAGGCCAUCGUCUUAAAUGUCUUUAACGGCUCUGCUUGAGCCUCAGCGUAACAGAGCCAAUGCUGAAGGUUUUGGGUUGAGUGUCUCAUUUGGUUUCUUGUCCAAAAACUAAGUUGGAUAAAAAUAACCUGAGCUGGCAACUGUGAGCUAGUCGCCGCUAUUACAUUAGUUAGGAACUUUCCAACUUUUUAAGGCAGUAAACUUAGAAAAAGUGUUAGUUUUAAAAAAUAUGAUUCUUACAUUUUUAACACUUCAGUCAGUGUGUUGAUUACCAAUGGAGUUAAACAACUCCAUUUUUUAAUGUAAUUUUUGAAUCUUGCUUCUAAUAGUAAAGAAAAAAUUCUUUACACCAAAUCAGAAAAUAGAUGAGAAAGUACGGAAUAAUGACUUACCUACUUUUUUUUUUUUUUUUUUUGCUGGUUUUUGCAUGUGUGUGGUAAAAAUAUACAUAAAACAUUUGCCAAUUCAACCACUUUUACGUGUAUAAUUCAGUGACCAGAAACCCUGGUGGCAUAGCGGUUAAGUGCUACAGCCACUAACCAAAAGGUUGGCAGUUUGAAUCCACCAGGUGCAACUUGGAAACUCUAUGGGGGCAGUUCUACUCUGUGGUAUAGGGUCGCUAUGAGUCGAAAUCGACUCUACCGCAACGUUUUUUUUUUUUUUUUUUUUAAUUCAGUGACAUUGAUUACAUUCUUCAUGUUGUGCCACCAUCCUUUUCCACAUUAUUCUAUCCUCAUUAACAUAAUCUCAAUCAGAGGUGGGUUAUCCAAUAGGCAAAGUAAACAUGAUGGUUAGCCAACAAUAACUUACGUGAGGGACAUGCUUCAUAGUUCAAUCAUGUAUAGGAGACUAAUGGGGACACCAGCCAAAAAGCAGAGAAGGCAGGAAGGGACAGGAAAAUUGGACUAAUCAAAACAGGGAACAUGGGUGGAGAAGGGGAGAGUGUUGACGCAUCACAGGUUGGCAACCAAUGUCAUAAAAUAACUUGUGUAUUAACUUUACUGAGAAAUGAAUUUGCUCUGUAAACUUUGACCUAAAUCACAAUUAAAAAGAAAAAAAAACUAGGAAAAACAAAUAGAAAGAAAAACCUUUACCUUUAUCUUGCUUACCAGAUCCUCUGUAGUGAACAAUUUCACAUUUUCACCACAUCAAAGAUUCUGCUUCCGAUUAUGGCUGGCAUCUGUCUUUCUCUCAACCCCACAGCACCUUCCUACAGAAUCAAAGCAUCUUUUCAAAUUUAUGAUCUCCGACAGGGGGAUGACCCACAUGAAACUGGUCACUACAGAUUAGUAAGUAAGCACAGGUAAGCCAGUGCUUACAUUGCCUGUAGUAAUCCAACCCUGAUCUCAAUGCUUCCUAAGCAAUAACUCCUCCAUCCCCUCCCCCUCCACCUCUGAUUGCCACUAAUUAGCUUUGGUUUCUAUAUAAUUGCUAUUUCAUAUGAGUGAGGUCAUACAGUGUUUGUCCUUUUGUGACUGACUGAUUUCACUUGGCAUUAUGUUUUCAAUGUUCAUCCAUAUUGUAGCAUGUAUCAAGACUUCAUUCCUUUUUAUGGAUGAGCAAUAUGCCAUUGUGUACAUACGCCACAUUUUGUUUAUCUAUUCAUCUAUCAAUGGACAUUUCAGUUGUCUCCAACUUUCAGCUAUUGUGAAUAGUGCUACAGUGACAAACAGGUUUCUGUUUGUGUUCCUGCUUUCAUUUCUUUUAAGGAUAUACUCAGGAUUGGGAUUUCUGGGUCAUAUGGUAGUUUUGUGUACAACUUUUUGAGUAACUGCCAAACUUUUCCAUAGUGGCUGUACUGACUUACCUACUUUUGAAGCAAAGUAAAUGAUGUUGCUCAUGUGUCCAAUCGUAUGGAACUUGAAGUAGAAACCACAUUUAUGCUGUUUUGAAUCAAUUACACCUCAUCUGUUGAGGCAUUUGCACCUCAUGGUAGUUUUAUUUAUUUACUUAACAAGUAUUUGCUGAUAAAUUUCUAGGCUUUAAAGAAUCACGCCUAGACCGUACAUCACCUUCUAGGUCCCACCCCAUUUCUUUUUAUAUACACUCUGUCUGAAAGACUUGCCUCUACUCAGUUUCCACUUUUUCUAUUUCCUCGUCCACCCUCUCAUCUCAGACCUUUUCUUCCCAUUACCCUAACUGUCAAUGUCACCAGUGACCAUCUUGCCAAAUCCAACGUCUAUGCACAGUUCUCAUCUUUUCUGACCCCUCAGUAGAGUUCGAUACAAUCCAUCGCUCCCUCUUCCUUGCUAUUCUUCCUUUACUUGGCUUCCAGGUCACCACAUUGUUCUGCAUUUCCUUCUACCUCUCUGGUCACUCCUGUGCCCCCUUUUCUCAACCACUAAAUGUUAGAGAGCCACUGGCUGUAUUCUCUUUCUAGUCAUAAUUCGUGAGUUGCCAUCAAAUUCUGUGGCUAUAAAUGCCCGUCUAUAAGUUGGUGACUUCCAAGUUUUUGUCUCAAGCAUUACUUUCUUCUGAGCUACAGAAGCAUAUAUCCAGCUGCUUAUUCAACAUUCCACUUGGAUGUCUAAUAGAUAUUUAAACUUAGUAUAUCCAAAACAGAAUUACGGAUACCACACCUACGUACUCCUCCUUUCUGCUCCCCUCUCAGUUACCUUCCUUAUCUCAGUACAGGUUACCACCACCAUUCAUAUAGCAACAUAGGAUUUCCUUUAUAUAUAAUCUUUACAGGAGCAGAUCGCCAGAUCUUUUCUCUCACAGAGCCGCUGGUGGGUUUCAACUGCCCAGCUUUCGAAUGAAAAGAGGUGCUGAGGAAUAAAUAAAGCUCUACACUUCUUACUUGAAUAUUUAUAAUGGGUACUGGGAAGUCUAAAAUAGAUCCCUGCCCUCUUUCUCUCUCUUUGGGUAAAAGCCACAUUGUGGAUACAAGUCCAAGACGUCAUGAGUCAGAGUCCAAGAAAUCAGACAAACUCCCCCUACGUGAUCGGGCUGAGCAUAUCUGUACAACAGAGAAGCCAGCAGGAGAGCAGGAGAGAGUGGAAGAGAUGCCUGAAGAGGAAGCAGAAGAAGAGGUGUUCUUCAAAUUUGUAAUACUGCAUGCGGAAAGCGACAUAAAUGAAGCCCUCAGGGUCCAGAAUCUGCUACAAGAUGACUUUGGUGUCAAACCUGGAAUAAUCUUUGCUGAGAUGCCAUGUGGCAAACAGCAUUUACAGAAUUUAGAUGAUGCUGUAAAUGGGUCUGCAUGGACAAUCUUAUUGUUGACUGAAAACUUUUUGAGAGAUACCUGGUGUAAGUUCCAGUUCUAUUCUUCCCUAAUGAACUCUGUCAACAGGCAGCACAAAUACAACUCUGUUAUACCCAUGCGGCCCCUAAACAAUUCCCUUCCCCGAGAAAGGACUCCCUUUGCUCUGCGAACCAUCAAUGCCCUAGAGGAAGGAAGUCGUGGCUUUCAUACUCAAGUAGAAAGAAUUUUUCAGGAGUCUGUAUAUAAGACACAAAAAACUAUAUGGCAAGAGACAAGAAAUACAGCAGGAAGGCAAUUUAUUGACUGAGACAAAACUCAUAACACAUGGCUGGGUCUUGUAAAAUAAAUGACUUGUCUUCACUUAAGAAAGGGAUUUCUAUGAAAUUUUUAAAUAAAAGAGAGCCUUAUUCUUACAGAAACCAACGGCACAAAGGAAAGAAAUUUCUGCAGGACAACCUACGGAAAUGUAGUACUUUUUUAACUAAAUUUUUAUUUUUGGAGAAAAUAUAUACAACAAAACAUGCACGUACUCAAAAAUUUCUCUAUGUACAGAUCAGUGCCAUUGGUUACAAUUGUCACAUUGUGUUACCAUUCUCACUAUCUCUACCCAUAUUUUUUCACCAUCAUUAACUUUUACUCUCUUUGCCCCUUAAAGUUCUUCUCCGUGCUUUAGAGUUACUGUUGUCAAUUUGCUAUUAUACAGAUAAUUCUUUAAAAGAGUACAAUGUUCAAGGCUGGCAUUCUUUAUUAAUUGAGCUAAACUGUUGCUUUGUUUACAGAUGACUUCAUGGGGUAUUUUUGGCUCAAGGUAUAAAGAUUAUUUCCAGACAAUAGAUUCAGGGGUUUCCCCAGUCUCAGUGGAUGUAGUAAGUCUGUUUUCUGUAAGAAUUUGAUGUUCUGUUCCACAUUUUUCUUCCUUUUGAUCAGGAGCCAUCUAUUGGGUCCUUGAUCAAAAUGUUUAGUAGUGGUAGCCCGGCACCAACCAUUUCUUCUGGUCUCGUGGCAGAAGAGGUAGUAAUUCAUGAAAGCAGCUAGACCUGCAGUCCAUUGCUUUCUCCAAUUCUUGGGUAUCCUUCUUCUACUGCUCCAGGCAAAUAGAGAUCAAUUGUUUAUCUUAGGUGGCUUCUGGCUUUUAAGACUCCAGUUGCUAUAGAAAUGCAGUACAUUUUGAUGACUUGAUAAACUCAAGAUUAUCAAAGUUUCAAGAACUUUUAUGGUUUUCCUAGUUUAUGGAUAUGACAAAGAGUAUUCUCAAUUGAUACUUCUUGUAUUGAACCCUGGACAGAAACAUAUGUGAUAGACAUUUAAAAAUGCUUCCAUUUUCUGAGUUUUGUUCUUCUCAAAGGACACAGAAGAAAAUGUUCCCAAGAGAUCUUACCACCUUCUCUUCUGAGGCAGUUUUUACAAAUGUUAUAAUAAAACAUUCCCGUUAUUGUCACCCAGAAAUAUGGAUUGCAGGAAAAGAAGAUUUAGAGUGUUGAGUGCUGAUGUAUGUGAAAUAAAAAGUAGACAUGAGCACGAUGAAACUUCCUAAAAGAAUCUAGUCAAAAAUGUUUCCUUUCUGCUGGAAUUUGCACAUUUGGAGUCCACCAUUGAUUAGCAGUCCAUUUGAUCGUAUGGUGGUUAGACUCCAUGGAUUGGUGUUGAGAUGUCCCCUGGAGCCUGGAGUGUUCCAACUUAGUCAUUAUCUGUAACUAAGGCUUUAUUUGCAGAGCUUCUGAAAGGUGUAUGAUUGUGUCCAUCUGAUAUUAAAGGAGCAAUAUCAAGCACAAAUUGGGGACAGGGUGGAGUGUGAGUCACAUUAUGUUGUAACUGGAAAAACACCCCAUGGGGAGUCGGGAGACCUGGUUCUAGUCCAAUCUCUGCCAUGGAGGACGAGUGUGACUGUAGGCAAGCCACUUCCUUUCCUUUAUCUGUGAAAUGAAAGGGUUGGAUUGAUGGAUGCAAGAACCUUUGUCCACUCCCAGAAUGUGAAAAACUAGGAACCAGAAAAGGGAUCAGGUGGAAAAGAUAGCAUUUUAUAAUGUGACAUAUAGUAUAAUAGCUGCAGGAGCUUUAUAUAUACUUAUAAUUAAAGAAUAAUUUUAUAUGUUUACAACUUAAUUUGUUUUAAAUCCUGUCUAUUAUACUUUUCUAGUAGCAGAAAAGAAUAAUAAUACGUGCUUACUCAGGUUUUUAAAAAUACAUUUUUAUAGAGACCUUUGAAUAAAGACAUUCUGCCUAAUUUUUUUUUUCUCCCUAUCCCCACUUCUCUUUAUCCCCAAAGGGUUCAGUUUGGAGCCCUGGUGAUGCAGUGGUUAAGAGCUACGGCUGUUAACCAAAAAGUCAGCAGUUUGAGUCCACCAGCUGCUCCUUGGAAACUGUAUGGGGAAGUUCUACUCUGUCCUAUAGGGUCAGAAUAAACUCAAUGGCAGUGGGUUUGGUUUUGGUUUGAGUAUGGGGUCUGGUCACAUGAAGAGCCAUGAGUCUAAAUGUUCCAUGGAGAACAUUUUCCAAUAAUCCUACAAGUCAAACCUUGUACUCUAUUAAGACUUAUUAAAGGAGAAGAUUGUUUUCAUUGCAUGGUGACAUUAUCUUGACCUAAAGUCUCUGUCUAUCAUAGUGUCUUACUACUCACUUUUCUUUUUCAGUUUUAAAUAAUAAGUAUUUUUGUUUGUUUGUUUGCCAUAAUGUUUCCUGUAUCUCAAAUUUCAUGUACUAGUGAAACAUUAACCACCCACCCUUCAUGCCCACCGAACUUGGAGCAAUUGAUGAUGGAUGGUAUUUUUAAAAUAAAUGUCUUUGUUCUUUAUCCUUGACUAAGCUUGAUUUCUAACUCCAGGGAAGAUUAGUAGAUCACCUGGCCUUUCUUCUUAGUCCAGAAGUUCUCUGAAACUUAUUCGGCAUUAUAGCAACAUGCAGGCCUCCACUGACAAAUGAGCGGUGGCUGUGCGUGAGGCGCAUUGGCUGGAAAUUGAACCUGGGUUUCCCACAUGGAAGGCAAGAAUCUUACCAUUGAACCACCACUGCCUGGUUUCCAGUGAAGAUUAUGGAAAAGGGUUUUGAAAAGAAGGAUCAACCUGUACUCCUUCAUAGAGCAUCAGGCACAAGGUCUCACCUGAUUUAGAUUUAGUACUUUUUCAUGAUGAAGAAACUGAAUAAUGCUGAAUAACUAUAUGUUGAAAUUAAGAAUUGUAACAAGGUAUUAUCAAAAUAGCAAAACUGAGGAUGAAAAGAGGUAAAGGUGUGGACUUAGUGCUGUGAUGUGUGUGUAUAUAUAUAUAUGUCCACAUGUAUAGAUAUAGAUACAUAAACAUGGAGAAAUCCUGGGAAAAGGUGCCACAAGUUGGGGAGUUUCCACUCUGAGUAGUACUCUUUGGGCAUUAAUGCCCAUCUGACGCUGCACAUAAAAGAAUCUGAGCUGUGCCUUAUGUAUGGGUUAGGAUGCUUUCAGCUGUAAGAAACAGAAACUCAAUGUCACAUGGCCUAAACCACAAGGUAAAUUUGUUAUCUAAUUGAAUACGUCACCCAAGGUAUGGUGGCUCAAAGGGUCAUUAAAAACCCAGGUUUUCCCCCAUCUUCUUGCUCUGCCAUCCUCAGUGUUUCAGUUGAGUUCCCCUCAGAGUUGUAGCACGGCUGCUACAGUGCAGGCCCCACGUACAGACAUGACAGUGUCCAGCAUGAUAAGAUGAUGGUAGUGGUCUGCCCAGUGGAGAAAAAAAAUUUUUACCCUUGCAUUAUUUAAAAUUGUUGAUACCUGGUGAUAAUACAAAGCCAACUUGUAGUUUGACUUACAGUUGGUUUUAUUAUUAUUUUUAAAUUCCCUCUACCUGUACCCAGGGUGGCCUCCUUCCACUGAAACCUCCUUGCCCAGUGCUACUGCUGUGGAGCCAGACUCCAAAAACAAAACAAAAACCAAUUGCCAUUGAGUCAAUUCCAACUCAUGGCAACUGUCUUAGUCAUCUAGUGCUGCUAUAACAGAAACACCACAAGAAAUUUAACGAAGAGAAAUUUAUUCUCUCACAGUUUAGUAGGCUAGAAGUCUAAAUUCAGGGCGCCAGCUCCAGGGGAAGGCUUUUCUUUCUGUUGGCUCUUGUCAUCAAUCUUCCCCCGGUCUAGGAGAUUCUGCUCACAGGAACUCUGGGUCCAAAGGACGUGCUCUACUUCUGGUGCUACUUUCUUGGUGGUAUGAGGUCCCCCUGUCUCUCUGCUCACUUCUCUCUUUUCUAUCUUGAAAGAGAUUGGCUUAAGGCACAACUGGUCUUGUAGAUUGCGUCCUGCCUCAUUAACUGCCAAUAAUCCCAUCUCAUUAACAUCAGAGAGAGAGGAUUUACAACACUUAGGAGAUUUAUAUCAGAUAACAAAAUGGUGGACAAUCACACAUACUGGGAAUCAUGGCCUAGCCAAGGUGACACAUAUUUUUUGAGGACAUAAUUCAAUCUAUAAUAGUGACCCAUAUGUAUCACAGUAAAACUGUACUGUAUAGGGUUUUCAGUGGCUGUGAUCUUUCAGAAGUAGAUAACCAGGCAUUUCUUCUGAGGUAUCUCUGGGUGGAUUUGAGCCGUCGAAUGCUUAACCAUUUGAGCCACCCAGGGAUUCAUGGAGUCAGAUUUCCUGGAUUUGGAUUGCAGCUCUGUCCUCUGUAAUUGUGAUCUUAAGCAAGACACUUAACCUUUCUGUGUCUCAGCGUCCUCAUCUAACAAUAAAGAUAAUAAUAGUGAUACCUGCCUGAAAAGGUUAUUGUGAGAACUAAAUGAGAUAAUACAUGUGAAGCACUCAAUUAGUGCCUCACACGCAGCUGCCUUUAUUGUUACCUGCACACAUUUAAUCUGCAACAUUGGUUGAGUGGGAGGGCAAGUACAAGUUUAUAACUACCCACAACCCCAUUCUAGGAAACUUGCGUCUCUUUGGAGGGAGUUGACUUUAAACAAAGGAAAAGAAAGAUGUUGGGCCUUGUUUUCACAGUCUCACAUAGCCCAGUCUUACGCAGGGCAGGUCCCACCACGGCACUGAAGAGUGAGAGAAGCCCCUGAUCAGCAAAAGAUGCAUGAGCUGGGUUGGUGGGUGUGGGUAUGCAGGGAGCCAGUGGCAGGGAGGACAGGAUGCAAGAGCGUGGCCCCAUGACUCUAACAAGAAAUUGGUCAUAAACUAGAAAAACAGGAACGCAGAGUCUGAGAGUUCAGGGGAAUGGUUUCCAUGUGGAAACCUUCGACUCUCUUUUGUUGCUCCAUACACUCAGAAGUAGUGAAUUCUUAUCUGGGUUUUGUGUACAUUUGAUUUUGAAGGCAGAAAAUCCAUUUAACUCAGCCUUUUUCUGGGGCUCAGCACUCUCAGAUGAUUUUGCCUUACCUGGGAAUACAGGCUGUGUAAAGUUCAGUUAGAAUGCACCUCCUUGAGGGAAGAUGGGUGGGCCACAGUGAGAUAAACAUUAAUCUAUUUUCUCCUUUCUUUUCUUGGUUUCUACCCAAAAUUCAACCACUUGCUUGCAGGGGUUAAUCCUUUCUGGUGCAAGUCAUGGCUGUUUUCCACUUCAGUCUGGUGUCCUUCACCUGUGGAGAUCCAAAGGCAUUAGCUGGGCCUUGGGGUGGGCCAAACCUCCUUUAGACCUCAGGCCUCGCUGUGUAGGGGGUGACACAACUAGUUACAGAGAGCAGUUCCCUCUGUAUUCCCAUCUACUACAGUUCAUCCCUAAAUCCCAAUCCUGGUUGCUGAUUGUGGGGAUUAUUUCAAAGCUUAAAAAAGCUCAAACACUUCAUCUCAGAGUAGUGAGUACUAAAUUCAUACGCAGACAAGACUUUGCCAAACCAUCUCACAGCUCGCAGAGAACUCUGUAAGAAAGAAGUCAAAGUAGAAAAGCACUUUCACGGGCUCAUUGUGCCAAGGAUUUAGAGGGUCUCAGUAUAAAUAAAGAAGGAUCAGUAGUUGGAAAAUACGGCCUUGGUGAUAGAAACAAUGCUGGAGAUUGAAUGAUAGAAUUUUGCAAGACCAAUGACUUCUUCAUUGCAAAUACCUUCUUUCACCAACAUAAACGGUGACUAUACACAUGGACCUCACCAGAUGGAACACACAGAAAUCAAAUUGACUACAUCUGUGGAAAGAGACGAUGGAAAAGCUCAAUAUCAUCAGUCAGAACAAGGCCAGGGGCCAACUGUGGAACAGACCAUCAAUUGCUCAUACGCAAGUUCAAGCUGAUACUGAAGAAAAUCAGAGCAAGUCCACAAGAACCAAAAUAUGACCUUGAGUAUAUCCCACCUGAAUUUAGAGACCAUAUGAAGAAUAGAUUUGAUACAUUCAACGCUCGUGACUGAAGACCAGACGAGUUGUGGAAUGACAUCAAGGACGCCAUACAUGAAGAAAGCAAGAGGUCAUUGAAAAGACAGGAAAGAAAGAAGAAACCAAGAUGGAUGUCAAAGGACACUCUGAAACUUGCUCUCGAACGUCGAGCAGCUAAAGCAAAAGGGAAAAUUGAUGAAGUAAAAGAACUGAACAGAAGAUUUCAAAGGGCGUCUAGAGGAGACAAAGUAUUAUAAUGACAUGUGCAAAGAGCUGGAGGUGGAAAACCAAAAGGGAAGAACACGCUCGGUGUUUCUCAAGCUGAAAGAACUGAAGAAAAAAUUCAAGCCUCAAGUUGCAAUAGUGAAGGAUUCCAUGGGGAAAAUAUUAAAUGAUGCAGGAACCAUCAAAAGAAGAUGGAAGGAAUACACAGAGUCAUUAUACAAAAAGAAUUAGUCGAUGUUCAAGCAUUUCAAGAGGUGGCAUAUGAUCAGGAACUGAUGGUACUGAAGGAAGAAGUCCAAGCUGCUCUGCAUUGACAAAAAACAAGGCUCCAGGAAUUGAUGGAAUAUCAAUUGAGAUGUUUCAACAAACAGAUGUAGCACUGGAGGAGCUCACUCAUCUAUGCCAAGAAAUAUGGAAAACAGCUUCCUGGCCAACUGACUGGAAAAGAUCCAUAUUUAUGCCUAUUCUCAAGAAAGGUGACCCAACCGAAUGUGGAAAUUAUAGAACAAUAUACCAUUAAUAUUGCACGCAAGCAAAAUUUUGCUGAAGAUCAUUCAAAAACGGCUGCAACAUUAUAUCGACAGGGAACUGCCAGAAAUUCAGGCUGGUUUCAGAAGAGGAUGUGGAACCAGGGAUAUCCUUGCUGAUAUCAGAUGGAUCCUGGCUGAAAGCAGAGAAUACCAGAAGGAUGUUUACCUGUGUUUUAUUGACUUUGCAAAGGCAUUCAACUCUGUAGAUCAUAACAAACUAUGGAUAACAUUGUGAAGAAUGAGAAUUCCAGAACACUUAAUUGUGCUCAUGAGGAACCUUUACAGAGAUCAAGAGGUGGUUUUUUGUACAGAACAAGGGGAUACUGAUUGGUUUAAAGUCAGGAAAGGUGUGCGUCAGGGUUGUAUUCUUUCACCAUACCUAUUUAAUCUGUAUGCUGAACAAAUAAUCCCAGAAGGUGGACUAUAUGAAGAAGAAUGGGGCAUCAGGAUUGGAGGAUGACUCAUUAACAACCUGCGUUAUGCAGAUGACACAACCUUGCUUGCUGAAAGUGAAGAGGACUUGAAGCACUUUCUAAUGAAGAUCAAAGACCACAGCCUUCAGUAUGGAUUGCACCUCAACAUAAAGCAAACAAAAAUCCUCACAACUGGACCAAUGAGCAAUAUCAUGAUACAUGGAGAAAAGAUUGAAGUUGUCAAGGAUUUCAUUUUACUUGGAUCCACAAUCAACAGCCACGGAAGCAGCAGUCAAGAAACCAAGACGCAUUGCAUUGCGUAAAUCUGCUGCAUAGGACCUCUUUGAAGUGUUGAAGAGCGAAGAUGUCACCUUGAAGACUAAUGUGCGCCUGACCCAAGCCAUGGUAUUUUCAAUCACAUCGUAUGUAUGUGAAAUCUGGACAAUGAAAAAGGAAGACAGAAGAAGAAUUGACGCCUUUGAAUUCUGGUGUUGAAUUCUGGUGAAGAAUAUCGAAUAUGCGGUGGACUGCCAAAAGAAUGAACAAAUCUGUCUUAGAAGAAGUACAUUCAGAAUGCUCCUCAGAGGCAAGGAUGGUGAAACUGGGUCUUACAUACUUUGGACAUGUUGUCAGGAGGGAUCAGUCCCUGGAGAAGGACAUCAUGCUUGGCAGAGUACAGGGUCAGCAGAAAAGAGGAAGACCCUCAACGAGGUGGAUUGACACAGUGUCUGCAACAAUGAGCUCAAGCAUAACAACAAUUGUAAAGAUGGCUCAGGACUGGGCAGUGUUCGUUCUGUUGUGCAUAGGGUCGCUAUGAGUUGGAACUGACUUGACAGCACCAAACAACAACAGUAUAAAUACCCAAUUUAGGAGAAUCAUCUCAGGGCAGGGUAGGAAACUACAUGUCAUACUUCAGUGUCGAGUAACACUGUUUCCCACUUUAGGUAAGGCUUGUUGACAUGUGGCCAGGGUGGGGUUGGCCUAUGGCUUGUGAGGAUCUAUUUCUAUGACUGUGUUGCUGGUGAGAUAGGAUUUAGUGUGUUUGCCCUGGGAAGUCAGCACUGUAUGUAUGCCUUUCCUCCUCUUCACAGUCUCACAUUGCCCUGUCUUACAGUACCAGCUGGGCUGCCACAGAACAUAACUGUACCCUCUGUACUUGCAAAGUUGUCUGAGGGGCAAGAAGGAUAUUUCAGAUAGAUACCAAGCCCUUGAUAAAUUGAAACACAGCAUGUGAAAACUGACAUUCUUAAGCCAGUGACUCAAAGGAAUGAACUAAUAUAGGAUUUAUAGAUGGUUGAUAUAGAUCUAAUGUUCCUUAUGAGAUUCCAAGUAGAAAUUUUAUUAGGUUUUGAACAUUAGUGGCUGGAUAAGACAAUAUCUUUAUAUAAAUUUUUAUUCUAGAUCAUAUUUUGCAAUCCUUACUGUCAAUUAAAACAUUAUUUGAGUUAUGGUAAGUAGUACUUCAAAGUGCCAUCAAUUAAAAACUCUGAGCGUGAAAAUUAUUUCCCCCAAAACUGAGUAAGUUAGCUUGUCGGGGGAAUGAAAGAAAACAUGGAUGCUCUUUCUUCUCCUUUGCCAGUAGACUGGCUCUCACAACUGUUUACUCCAACGUCUGUACCCGUUCACACCUCUUCCUUUCUGGCAUGAGCAAGACUUGUUCUGGAGGAAAAUAACUCCUUAAUUUGGCAUAAUGCUCCUCCCAUUCUUGUCAAAUAUGAGUUAGUUCUGAGUCAUUUUACUCUGAGGUGAAUAAAUAGUGGUGCUUUUAUUAGCAAAUAACAGUAACCAUGUAAGCAGUUUCACAAGCUCAUUAGGAAUGUUCUUUUUGGCUACCCACUCAAACAACAGGUUUUAAACCAGGAAAUCUCUACAAACUAGCUCCUUCCAGGGGAUUUCCACUUAUACAUUGAGCAGGACACGUAACGAGCUUUACAGACUUCUUAAGUAUGUUUAUAAAUAAAACACUAUCACAUGAAAAUGUCCUCAAUUAUAUUGUGGUGAUGAUUACACACUCUGAAUGUACUAAAAACCAUUGAAUUGUAUGCUUCAGUGGGUAAAUCUUGUGGUUUCUGAAUUACAUCUCAAUAAUGAACAAUCCUUUAAAAAAAAAAAGUGAAAAACAACACCAACAACAAAACACUAUCACAGCAACCACUGUGGAACAUGAUUUGGCAAUGUUGAAGAUGGGCACAUCUUGUGAAGCCCUAGAGAUGCGUUCCCACAGAUACUCGAAAAGCCAUGUGUGAGGAGGGUAUUUAUUGCCAUAUUUUGUAAUACUGAAAAACAGGAAACAACCUAAAUAUCCAUCAAUAGGAGAAUGCAUAAAUAUGUUAUGGCAUGUUCAUACAAUCAAAUAUUAUAGAACAUUUAAAAUUACUAACUAGAUCAACAUGGAUAAACUUCAAAAACAUAAUGCUGGGGGCAGCAAAUAUGGACAAUACGGAAUAAUAUGGACAAUCUGAUACCCUUUACAUAAAGCUUAAAAACAUAUAAAACAGCACUAUAUUUUUAAUGGAUACACACAUAGGUGAUGGUCUAUUAUUUUCCAUAUUUGUCUGUACGUUUGAAACAUUUCAUGAUCAGUUUUUCAGCUAGCACACACUUGUAGUUGUGUUAUGUACUUAGAUUCCUUACAUGUGCAGUGAGUUUAGAAAUGAAAAAUUAGGAAGGCCGUCAACAGAUAAAUCAGUUAGAGACAAACAUAUGCUGUUAAUAAUAGAUCUCAUUUUUGAGCACCUACUGUGUCAGACAGUUAUUCCCCAAAUUCCUAUAAGAUUCCUCAAUAUUCUCAAAUUCUUAUAGCCAUUCCUAUAUAGUGGGUCUUAUCAUGCCCAAUUUUAGUCCCAGGAAACUGAAGCUGGAGACAUAAGUCAUUUUCCUAAGAUGAUGGACUGGUAGAUGAUGAAGUCGUUAGACUAUCCAGUGGUCUGGCUCCAAAGUCUGGUGGGUCUUGGGCUCCAUGAAGCUGCUUCUCAGUGAAUCAGCCUGCUUUUCCCAUGGUGGAGAAUCUUAGAAGAGGUUGUACAAAGAGAGAACCACAGCAAUUUCUAUCUGAGAACACGAAAAGACAUGGUGAGGCUACCCUAGUCUUAGUCUUCUUUGCUCAGUAUGAAUAAUUUAUGUGUAGGAAUCAGGACAUUUGUGUCCUAAUCCCACUGUGCUACUUUCUAGCACAUCAGCUAACUUUUCCAGUCUGCAUUCUUUUCCUCCAGAAGACUCAGCGUUGCAGUAGCUGAUUUCUAACAUUUUUUUCUAGCUGUAUAAUUAUUUCUGAGCUCUAAGAACUAAGAUCUCCACCAAUUCUAAAAUGCUUUCCUUUUUUUGUUGUUGUUGCAUUUUCUUCACUUCAAUUUUUGAAGGAGUGUCACUCAGCACUUCCCUUUUACAAAUUCCAUGUCCUUUGGAAGUGCCUGUGUUAUAAACACAAUGCUCUUCCAGUGUAGCCUAUAAGCGUCUAGAGCAAAAAGAGGAUGGCGGUGCCACUUAGCUGUGAACAAGACUUCAAUAUGUUUGGCAUAGUAAUUUAGAGUUUCUUAGGAUUUCUGUUCUGCUUUGCUUUGUUUUGCUUGCUUUCUUUGCUCAUGUUAGUUGAUACAUACAUUAAAGAGAAAGCUGCUUUGAUUCAGAGGGAGGAAGAACAAUGAGGGGAGGCAAGAUAAGUGGGAAUAGUGUGUAUUUCAGGAAAAUUAGUGUUGAAAACUCCAGGAUACAUAUAAAUAUGUAUUUUUCUGUGUUUUCUGAAUGAAACGGUUGUUCAGCAAUGCAUGACACCUUGACUAAAGGAAAGAAAUAUAGACAUGCACAUCCAUUGUGAUCUGUGAAUUUCAGGAGGGGGUAACUCCAGAAAAAAACUUCUCAUGCUUAGGUCUUUGCAUAUAUAAAAUUACUAUAAUAUACAAUGCUAUAUGUUUUGAUGAAAGUGCAGCCUGUAGAGCCAGUUUUGCCAUUACUGGUUCAGUAAUUUCAUGCAAAUUAGUUAACCUUUCUAUGCUUUACUUGCCUCAUCUGUAAAAUGGAAAUCAUAGUAAUGACUACUUCUUAGAGUUGGGAAAAGUAAAUGAGUUAAUACGGGUUAAUAUGGGUUAGGUACCUAAAAUAGGGGAAAUAAGGUAUUCUGGGAAGCCACAUUUGUCCUGACCUUGCCCAUUGUUUAUGGUUGACUGCCAAGGAAUUUGAGGCACAUCUUGACAGUGACCCUACUUUUUCUUCGCCUUCUAGUCCUAGCUAGAGCAAUAAGUCAAGAAAAAUAAAUAAAGGUGAUCCAAAUUGAAAAGAGAGAAGUAAAACUAUCCCUAUUUGCAGAUGAUAUGAUCCUAUACAUAGAGAACCCCAAAGAUUCCACAAGAGAACUACUGGAACUAAUAGAAAGAGUCUGCAGAAUAGCAGGAUACAAGAUCAAGAUACAGAAGUCAGAUGUAUUCCUAUACACCAAUAAAGAGAACUUCAAAAAGGAAAUCAAGAAAACAAUACCAUUUAAAAUAGCCCCUAAAAAGUUAAAAUACUUAGCAAUAAAUUUAACCAAGGAUGUAAAAUUCCUGUACAAAUAAAACUACAAAACACUAUUGCAAGAAACCCAAAGAGACCUACAUAAAUGGAAAAACAUACCAUGCUCAUGGAUAGGAAGACUCAAUGUUGUGAAAAUGUGAAUCCUACCCAAAGCGAUCUACGAUAUGAUGUAAUUUCAAUCCAAAUACCAAUAGCAUUCUUUAACGAGAUGGAAUAACUAAUCAUCAACUUUAUAUGGGAAGAAAAGAGGACCCAGAUAAGCAAAGCAUUAUUGAAGAAAAAGAACAAAGUUGGAGGCCUUCUACUACCUGAUCUCGGCCACAGUAAUCCAAACUGCCUGGAACUGGUAAAAUGACACACAAAUAGACCAACGGUACAGAAUCAAGAAUCCAGAUGUAAAUCCAUCCACCUAUGGGCAGCUGAUCUUUGACAAGGGCCCAAAGUCCAUUAAAUGAGGAAGAUGGUGCUGGCAAAACUGGGUGUCCAUCAGUAAAAAAAAAAAAAAAUGGAACAGGACC